AUGCCGCCGCCGCCAGCAUUGCCGGGAGGCAACCGGGAGAGUCCGCCAGAGUCACCCCACCGCGCGCAGGCUGUCCGACCAGGGCGCCAGUCAAACGACUCCACUAUCGAAGAGCUGCGGGCGCUGCUUAAAGAUCCGGCUUUGGAUGCUCGCGCGGAGCACUUUGAGACGCUGCACAACCGUGUGAAGCACAACCACGCUGAGGUCCUGGCAAGGCUGGACAAGCAAGAUGCCAUGCUGCAGAGGGUCCUCCAGUCUGCCCACACGCACUCCAUGCCGGAGGCCAAGCGCAUCAGCGAGCGCAUCUCUCGCACGUCCCAUGACCUGGCGGCUGCCUCGCGGCCUCCACCCUUGCAGCACCGAAAGACCCGGGGUGGAUUCACGCCGAAGCUCUUCAGCACCUUCACGCAGUUCGACUUGUCGCUGAAGGAAGGCGCAGCCAAUGUGGAUGCCGACGAGGCCAUAAAGCACAAGAUCCGCAUGUCCAUCAUGGAGUCGCAUGACUCUGAGGAGGGCCGCAGCUGCGUCCGCCACGUCGUUGGCCAUCCGGGGUUCGACCUCUUUUUCGCCACCGUCGUCCUCACCAACUCCGUCUUCAUCGGCAUCGAAGUGCAGGAGAAUCUCAGCAAUGACGGCGAGAACUCCAUUCUCAUCCAGGUUCUCCGAAACGUCUACACCUUUCUCUUCUCCGUGGAAUUGGUCCUUCGCAUAGCGGCAUACCAGCGGGAGUUCUUCUGCGGAGGCGAGUGGAAGUGGAACUGGCUGGAUCUCUUCAUCGUGCUUUGCUCUCUGUGGGAGGCCGCAGUGGAAGUUUUGCGAGUCGUCCUUGAAAACAGCGAUGCCAUGGACUCGGUGGCCGGCCUAACCGGACUUCGUAUGGCCAGGCUCAUCCGGAUCACUCGUGUCGUGCGAGUGGCAAAGCUGGGGAGAAUCCUGCGCUUUGUGAUGGCCCUGCGCACGCUGAUCCAGUCGAUCAUCUACACGCUGAAGUCGCUCAUUUGGGCCCUCGUCCUGCUGGCGCUCAUUGUCUACGUGUUCGCUGUCUUGUUCGCACAGGCCGUGGGAGAUCAUCUGAUCGAUCCCACUGCGGACCCUCUUCCCGAGGCGGCGGUGCGCUAUUUCGACUCGCUGCCCAUUGCCAUGCUCAGCCUCUUCAUGAGCAUCGCCGGAGGCGUCAGCUGGGAAGAUGUCAUCACACCACUGAUUGCUAUGUCUCCUGUGUGGGCCUUUGUGUUCAUCUUCUACGUGGCGUUCACGUAUUUUGCGGUGCUUAAUGUGGUAACGGGCGUUUUUUGCCAGAGCGCCAUCGACAGUGCGCAGAGCGAUCACACCAUGGUGAUGCAGUCCAUCCUCGCGAAUAAGGAGGCGCACAUCGAAAAGAUCCGGUACCUGUUCAGUGAGAUCGAUGCGGAGGAUCGGGGAGUCAUCACGUACCAGAUGUUCGAAGAGAAGGUGAAUGACCAAGCCGUGAAGGCCUACUUCGAGUCGAUGGACCUCGAUGUCUGGGAUGCGUGGUCCUUCUUUAAGCUCCUGGAUCUGGACUCAGGUGGGGCUGUCGAGAUUGAAGAGUUCUUGAUGGGAUGCCUACGUCUUCGUGGAAGUGCAAGGGCCAUGGACAUUGCAAAGAUCGUCCACGACCAGGCUUGGCUCAUCAGGAACCAAAGCCGCUUCUGGACAUUCGUGGAGGUGGAGAUGCAAGCGCUGCGCGAGCAGAUCUCGAACUACGCUCCGAUGCCCGUGGCCGGGAACUCGACCGUGGGCGACCACCCGUGA
Symbiodinium natans is the source of this 1773-nucleotide messenger RNA. The record is from the annotation of a GenBank genome assembly. Lineage: Eukaryota; Dinophyceae; Suessiales; Symbiodiniaceae.